AAUAAAGGGGAAAAAGGAGAGACCGACGAAAAAGAACAUAGGGGAGUGAGGAUACCCGGCUGUGACAACAGCUGGCCCUAGAUGCUUGUGGUUGGCUACAGCUGUUUAGGCCUCUGUUGUUGUUGUAGCUUGUCCAUCGUUGCAAGAUUGUUGCAUUUUUGUACGUUAGCUGAAGCUUUCCAGAAACAUGUACUGCUCAGAAACAGCAAAACAAGAGAGAGUAGUUGAUUAAAUAACGUUGGCUGUUGUUAAGGCCGUCUUGGGUAUAGUUUGUAUCAGAAUUUUUUAAUCGGAAAUGUAUUGGGUUUGAGUGUUUAGCUAGCUAUAAUGUGUAAAUUGAAUCGCUUACAGUAACGCCUGUUCCCUCGCUUGCGUUCGCUGUGUAAGUUAGCUACCGUUAGUAAUAGUCGCUGUGGCAAACGUUAGCCGUCGGAGAAACGGAACAAAGUUAUUAUAGUUGCACUUUAUGGAGGAAAAACUCCAGAACCAUUUCAGAACUAGCUCUCCAGUUAGAUGAAUGCUUUGCUGAAUUAUUUUUUUCUGUAGGGAAUUUGUUUGGUUACAAUCAUCAGUCAUAAUGAGAAGGUAACUAGAUAUGGCAAUAGUUGAGUAGACUAAAACAAAGAGAUCAAGUGGUCUCCGAAUGCUAUGGCUUUGUCUAUCCAGUCAGCUAACUUAUAGCUGGAAUGAAUGGGAUAGGAGAGUAUUGGCGUUAGCCUAUACAAUUUCGUCCACUGAAAUUAUUUACGGUUGACUACGUUAACUUCGCUCACUAGUCAGCAAGCAGGAAUUGACAGACAGUUUUAUAGCCAAGAUCGUGUUCUGUGUAAUAGACUGGUAACUAGUACUGUUUGGGUGAGAUGGAAAGCUAACGUUAGCUAUUUAAAAAUCAAUCAAUAACCAUGAAUGUCGACGUUGUUAGGUUUAUUUAAGGUUCAUGUUAACUGACUGUCCCUAUUUUCAUUUGGCUCUUUGUAAGCGUAAACUAACGGUGGGCUACAUAUUAAAUAACUUAGCUAGCUAUCAAUAUAGCUAGGUGACGAAGUAACUAUAAAUUAUUUUGCACCCAUAUUAAAGAAGCAUAUGCCGUGCGGUGAUAAUCUGACCAGAUCAUUGUAACAUGUAGCGACAUAAAAAACCAAUGUCAUUAAAUUGAAAACGUUUUAUUUAUUCCAAUCGAACGCCGAAUCAUAUAGGCACUCAGGUUGAUACAUUAGAUAAAAUACUGUUGCUAUGGCCUACUGUGUGGGCGCACAAACGAGAAUCUUGUUUUGGAGAUAUCUGCAUUUAAUCACCAGCUGUUUUUACAUUGGGACGGUGGGUUGUGUCCAGCACAAUGAAAACGUGUACGUUUCAGGGAUUUCAAACGCCUGCGGAGGCGCGGCGGAGCAGAUCAGGGCGUCGAGCGGGGUCAUCACCAGCCCCGGCUGGCCUUUGGGGUACCCUUCUAGAAUCAACUGCAGCUGGAACAUCCGCGCAAACCCUGGAGAAAUCAUUACCAUCAGCUUUCAGGAUUUCGAUAUCCAGAGCUCUCACAGAUGCGGGUCGGACUGGCUCUCCAUCGGCACGUACAAGAACGCGGACGGCUACCGGGCCUGCGGCUCCUCCAUCCCGGCCCCGUACAUCUCCUCCCAGGACCACGUCUGGAUAAGGUUCCACGCCGACGACGGCCUGACGGCGAAGGGCUUCAGGCUGUCUUACAUAACAGGAAAGACGGAGGAGAUCAGCUGCAAUUCCGACCAGUUCCACUGCGCCAACGGGAAGUGCGUCCCGGACGGCUGGAAGUGCAACGGCAUGGACGAGUGCGGCGACGGCUCGGACGAGGAGCUGUGCGCCCGGCCCGACCCCUCGGCCUCCUUCCCCUUCCAGCCCUGCGCCCGCGACCAGUUCCCCUGCCUGUCCCGCUACACGCGCGCCUACACCUGCCUCCCGGAGUCGCUCCGGUGCGACGGCAGCAUCGACUGCCAGGACCUGGGCGACGAGGUGGACUGCGACGCGGCCGCCUGCGGCGAGCGCCUCCGCACCUUCUACGGCACCUUCAGCUCGCCCAACUACCCCGACUUCUACCCGCCGGGCAGCAACUGCACCUGGCUCAUCGACACGGGCGACCACCGCAGGGUGGUGCUGCGCUUCGCCGACUUCAAGCUGGACGGCACGGGCUACGGCGACUACGUCAAGGUGUACGACGGGCUGGAGGAGGACCCGCGGCGGCUGCUCCGCGUGCUGACGGCCUUCGACGCCCGGGCGCCCGUCGCCGUGGUGUCCUCGUCGGGCCAGCUCCGCGUGCGCUUCCGCGCCGACAAGGUGAACGCGGCGCGCGGCUUCAACGCCACCUACCAGGUGGACGGCUUCUGCCUGCCGUGGGAGGUGCCGUGCGGCGGGAGCUGGGGCUGCUACGCCGAGCCGCAGCGCUGCGACGGCUACUGGCACUGCCCCAACGGGCGCGACGAGGCCAACUGCAGCGCCUGCCAGGCCGACGAGUUCCCCUGCUCGCGCGGCGGCGGCGCCGCCUGCUACCCGCGCUCCGACCGCUGCAACUACCAGAACCGCUGCCCCAACGGCUCGGACGAGAAGAACUGCUUCUCCUGCCAGCCGGGCAACUUCCACUGCCGCAACAACCGCUGCGUGUUCGAGAGCUGGGUGUGCGACGCGCAGGACGACUGCGGCGACGGCAGCGACGAGGAGAGCUGCCCCGUGGCGGUGCCCACGCGCGUCAUCACCGCCGCCGUCAUCGGCAGCCUGGUCUGCGGCCUGCUGCUCGUCAUCGCCCUGGGCUGCACCUGCAAGCUCUACUCCCUCAGGAUGUUCGAGCGCAGGUCCUUCGAAACCCAACUGUCCAGGGUAGAGGCGGAGCUCCUCAGGAGGGAAGCCCCGCCCUCUUACGGUCAGCUGAUAGCUCAGGGUCUGAUCCCACCAGUGGAAGAUUUCCCAGCAUGCUCAGCCAACCAGGUGUCCGUUCUGGAGAACCUGAGGCAAGCCGUACGCUCCCAGCUUGGGUUCGCCUCCAUAAGACUGCCCGGCUCCGGAAGACACCGAAACCUCUGGAGGCGGCUGCUCAACUUCACACGCUCGCGGUGCCGGGGGUCCCUGGCGCUGGUGUCGGCCGACGCCGAGGAGGGGGUGGGCGGGGGCCCUGGGGCCCGAGAGCCGGAGCCCCAUCGGGGCCUACUGCCCCUCGACUCGGACAACACGGACGCGGACGGCAACCGGCGGGAUGUCCCGGGGGCAGUGGGGGGCCCGGUCACGGCGCUGACGCAGAAGACCCCGCCCACGUCGGCCGUGGAGGCCAUCACGACGGCGAGCCGGGAGAGCCCCGCGGCGGGCGGCGGAGAGGGCGGGGUCCCGGAGACCCAACCCACUGGGCGGGGCCAGCUGACCGGCGCCCUCAGCAGGGUGACCCGCGGCCUCCGCUGGGUCCGGGCCUCCCUGGGCCGACCCGGUGCCUCCACCACCGCCGCCGCCGCCAGCGGCCAGAACCACAGCCCCCUCCGGAACCUCGACCCGGACGGCGGGAGCAGGGAGGACGAGGACGACGUGGAGCUGCUCAUCCCUCCCUCCGACGGCGACCCGAACGAGUACUCCCGGCCCCUGCUGGGGGCGGCCCUGGCCCCGCCCCUCGCCGGCCGUGGGGCCCGCCCGCCCAGCCGAGACGGGCCGUGCGAGCACUGCGGCGUGGUGCACACCGCCCAGGUCCCGGACGCCUGCCUGGAGGCUGCGGCUGGAACGGAGACCAGCGACGACGAGCCACUGCUGCCCUGCUAGGCUUCGCGCUUCGCCGAGAGCUCACCGAAGCUCACCGAAGCUCACCAAAGCGUGCCCGCCCUCUCCAGAGCUCCCCGUUUCCAUUUUCAUCUCUUCCACAGGCUUCAGUUGCUUUAAAAUUGAAAUUAUGACUCAGCACCCAGUGUUCAGUAUUGCCGGUAUAUGUAUGCCCCCCAGCAUGAAAAAAUCCUCAGGUUCAGAACCUAGGGGGCUGCUGGGUGGCUCAUCUCGUUAAGGCACUGUUCGACUUUGGGUUUUUAAAACCCGGGUCGUGCCAGUGCCGGCUGUGGCCGGUAGCCAGGGAGGGUGAUGCAAAAUUGGCACUAACCUCACCCAGGGAGGGCAGGGUUCCCGUCGGCCCCUGCUUGUGUGUCUUCCUCCACAAGCACGAACGGCAAACUGCAGUGUGGCGAGAAGCGGCGGGUGACACCAGGUGCUUCGGAGCAUACCGUAUACCUCUCUGCGCUCUCCUAGAAUGACGGUGAGAAUCGCGGCAGUGAGCGCUCAUAUGUACCACUGGGCGUUCCAUACUGGUGAGAGAGAUCUAAAAGAAAAAAAAUUCAGUAUCCCAGCGCACCCAAUCACUUUGCUUUAACCAGAAAGAGGGGUCGUGCCAUUGGCUCUUAACAGAUUGCACAUCUGGUAAGUGUUAUACCUCAGCAGCAGUCCGCUGAAAGUAAAUGAAAUCGAUUUCUGUCCCAGAGCGUCAGUUUUGUCCUCAGACGCACGGUACAUGUAGCGCAAGGGCUGACUAAAGUCACACCUGCUACAGUUCAUUGUUAAAAUUACUUUUUCCCCUUUCAAAGUGAAUUGAGAACAUUGAAAGGAUUCUACAGGAUUCCUAAUGAAUCCCUAAUUGAAUUACUCACCUUUGCAUGGGAAUCUAAUUAGUAGCUUCCCAUAUAAUGGUGGUAUGACUAUUUAAAAUAAACUUUCAUCCCAUGUAUGUCAUGGUACUGAACCAUUUCCUCACUUAAAAUAAUUGGGAGAGAGAUUUAUAUGGAAAAUGAAAUCAGUGAGGGUUGGUUUGCAAAACUUUAUGAUGUCUAACAUCCAGCUGUCUAUUCUGUUUGUUUUGGUACCAUUUUGGUAAUCAGUGUUUUGGUACUGACAGUGUAUAUGUGUGAGUGUAUAUUUAUAUUGAGUUUGGUAGAUUGUUCAUAAGCAUGUUACAUUGUCUUGUGUUUUUGUUAAGUGAUACUGGAAAUGUAAAUCUGUAAAAAAAAAAAUGAUAAUAAAUAAAUGAAUGAAAGCAA
Messenger RNA from Anguilla rostrata (American eel), 5018 nucleotides. RefSeq names its product low-density lipoprotein receptor-related protein 12-like. Gene Ontology annotation, molecular function: protein binding. Lineage: Eukaryota; Metazoa; Chordata; Actinopteri; Anguilliformes; Anguillidae. Gene Ontology annotation, cellular component: plasma membrane. The record is from RefSeq and is a predicted model, not a curated record. Bases 1234 to 3762 code for a protein of 842 amino acids. The transcript has 7 exons.